AUGUCAACUUCAUAUUUCGUGUAUCGACAAUCAUUUCAACUUCAUAUUGUUCUCAUCAUCUGGCCUAUCAAGUCGAGUCAAUUUUCACGAACAAGCCGAUUCAUCAUUUCAUUCGCUCAUACUCUUCAAAUGAAACGAACACUCGAAUCAUGUGCUGUGUCCAGAAUUUCAUGCAUACGAAGAUCAGGUCCAUUUGAAGACGUUUGGCCUUUUCUCACUCUCGUGAUCAUAUUAUCUAGCGGUGCAUUUCAGUUCAAGAUCUACUUUGUUUUCGACUUCUACAUUGCAAAUCGAUCCAAACAAAUAUUCAUCAUGCACAUUGCCAUCGUUUAUGCCACGCAUAUGUGCAAUAUUUGUGUCGAUUUAAAUGAAUGA
Messenger RNA from Adineta ricciae, 375 nucleotides. NCBI's taxonomy places the organism in Eukaryota, Metazoa, Rotifera, Eurotatoria, Adinetida, Adinetidae. The record is from the annotation of a GenBank genome assembly.